Molecule: messenger RNA, 1038 nt
Organism: Vicia villosa (hairy vetch)
Lineage: Eukaryota; Viridiplantae; Streptophyta; Magnoliopsida; Fabales; Fabaceae
Product: heavy metal-associated isoprenylated plant protein 39-like
Exons: 2
Coding region: 249-650 (133 amino acids)
Molecular function (GO): metal ion binding
Source: RefSeq, a predicted model, not a curated record
AACAAAUUAUAGAUUAGAAAAAGUCCUUCAAGUCUGCUGCUUCAGUUUCGAAGAAGACCACCCACUACUCUCUUGACUUGUUUUCGUUGACCCUUCAUCUCUUAUCAACCACUCCUAUUUCAUUGCUAUAAAAAGCCUCAAACAAUCAUCUUCAUUUUAUAACUUCUUUUCAAUUUUCUAUUACAAUCUGCAUCAAGUGUUCUUCUACCUUAUAGCUCUUAUCUCACAUAUCACAAGCUUCCAUUACAAUGAUGAAAGUUGUAUUAAAGUUGGAGAUAAAUGAAGACAGAAUCAAGCAAAAAGCAAUGAAGGCAGUCUCUGGCCUUUCAGGGGUUGAGUCAGUUUCAGUGGACAUGAAAGACAAGAAAUUAACCUUAAUAGGAGAUAUUGAUCCAGUAAAAGUAGUGGCUAAGCUAAGAAAGUUUUGUCAUGCUGAAAUUCUUUCUGUUGGACCAGCUAAAGAAGAAAAGAAAGAAGAACCUAAAAAGAAGGAAGAUGUAAAGAAGGAUGCAACAAAAGAAACUGUGAUUAAUCCUUUGAUGUUCUAUGGAACACAAGCCUAUUAUAAUCAUCAAAUGAAACCACAAUACAACCCUUAUUACGGUGCUGUUAGUGUUGAAGAGGAUCCUAACAGCUGUGUUAUCAUUUAAAUUUUUAUAUUAUAUUUGAUAAAAAGUUAAUCUGAUAGUUAUUGUAUUUGUUUAUAAAAAAAAAAAAACCAUGUUUUGGGCAACUUUACCAACAAUACUUGCCUUACAGGAAAAAAUAAAAAAGAAAAAAGAAAGAAGAAAGGAACAUAGUUCAACAAGAGACAAAACCAUUCAUUAAUGUCGAAAUAUAGGAUUUUCCAUCAAGUGCGACGUCUCAUUAAUCUCUAAAAAUGUGGUUAUCUCGGUUGAAUAAAUAGUUAAUUUAGAUUUUAGAUUACUUCCAAAAUUGUGAGAUUACAGUUAAUUUAAAGAAUUUUUACCGUUAACUGAAUUAGCUACUUCCUUAACUGAAUUAACUGCGAGUUUAAUAUUGCAAUUAACAAGGUGA